Molecule: messenger RNA, 260 nt
Organism: Tinamus guttatus (white-throated tinamou)
Lineage: Eukaryota; Metazoa; Chordata; Aves; Tinamiformes; Tinamidae
Gene: TMEM258
Product: transmembrane protein 258
Cellular component (GO): oligosaccharyltransferase complex
Source: RefSeq, a predicted model, not a curated record
CCUGCAGGAGCUGGAGGCCAUGAGCAGAUACACCAGCCCGGUGAACCCGGCCGUGUUCCCGCACCUCACCGUGGUGCUCCUGGCCAUCGGCAUGUUCUUCACUGCCUGGUUCUUCGUUUACGAGGUGACUUCUACCAAGUACACGCGAGACAUCUACAAGGAACUGCUCAUCUCCCUGGUGGCCUCUCUGUUCAUGGGCUUCGGGGUCCUGUUCCUGUUGCUGUGGGUCGGAAUCUACGUGUGAGGGCCAGCCGAGGGAG